ACGGCUGUCAAGUGCAGCGAAGGGACGUGGUUUCCUUGCGACCCUCCGUUCCCUCAGAUUGGCACCACACAUCCCAAUCCCCUCUCUUACCGCUUCAGUUUUAACUUCAAUCUUUCAAUAAUUUGAAGUUUAGCUCAUUGAUACUAAAGAAGCAUAAACAUUCUACCUGUUGUCCCUCUCUUCUGCUUCUUCUCUAUACAGUAAUAUCAGUCAGGGAUGCUUGGAAAAUUACUGGCUUCUCCUUUGUUGACAUUUAAUCCUACAGCAAGCUUUUGCCCUUUUUCUCAGCAUGAUUUGGCUGGCACAACAGCUGCAAGCACACCCGGGUGUGUAAAACCCUCAUGCAUUGUUCCUGUGAAUCACAUCUCCGAUACUCGGUUCUGUAUAUCUACAUCCAAGAAAUGGAAGCUACAUUCAACUGCUCAGAUUGAUAAUCUGGUGUUAAAUGACGAGGAAAAGAAAAUGUGGGACUCUUGCAGGCAAGCUCUGUCUUCGUUCAAGUUUAGUGUGGAGGAAGAAGACAAAAUACUAGGAAAAGCAUUUGGCUAUAUUCACACUCCGUAUUGGUACGAGGAACGGAAGAAGGAGGUGCCACAACUUGAAACCGUGAACGAAAUAUUAGAUUACCUAAGGAGUUUGAACCUCACUGAUGAUGAUCUCUGCAAAGUUCUUAAGAAGUUUCCCGAGGUACUUGGAUGUGGCCUUGAGGAUGAACUGAAGAACAAUGUGCAAGUUUUGUCGAAACAAUGGGGGAUUGAAGGUAAAACCCUAAGAAACCUCCUCCUUCGCAACCCCAAGGUGUUGGGUUACAAUGUUGAUUGCAAGGGGGAUUGUGAGGCAAAAUGUACACGCUGUUGGGCUAGGUUUUAGAAGUACUUGUGGUUUUCACUUUUCAACUGAACAUAUAUAAUUCUUGAUUACAGAUGUGUUUCUCCAAAAAUCUGUAUAGUAUGUAUGUAUGUAUAUCAUUCAUACAAGAGCUUUAACACUUUUAUUGUCUUCACCUUUUUCUCUUGUCGUGACAAGUAAUUGUGUACAAGCUAGAUAGCAUGUCUUGAUAAAAUUUUCUUACCCUGGAUUUAGAUUUA
Messenger RNA from Ipomoea triloba (trilobed morning glory), 1088 nucleotides. RefSeq lists its product as uncharacterized. The record is from RefSeq and is a predicted model, not a curated record. Gene Ontology annotation, molecular function: double-stranded DNA binding. The coding region runs from base 217 to 870 and encodes 217 amino acids. The transcript is spliced from 3 exons. NCBI's taxonomy places the organism in Eukaryota, Viridiplantae, Streptophyta, Magnoliopsida, Solanales, Convolvulaceae. Gene Ontology annotation, biological process: regulation of DNA-templated transcription.